AGAAAACAUUCAUAUUCAGGGUGUAAUGUCCUUUAAACGCCCCCUGCUGAGAGGAGCCAGCAGAGACCAGCAGACAGCGCAGGAGACGCUCGGCCUCGGCAGCUCACACCAGCGAGCCUAUGGACGGAUAAACAUCACUGUUUGGGGCGAUGUGCAGAUUUGUUUGCGAUGGAAACGGAUAUGAUACCAAAAUUCUCCUCAAAAGACGAGGAAAUUGACUUCUGGAAGGCUCUUUCCCUCAAGUACAAGAAAGGCUGCCAGGAGGCUCAGGAGGAGCUGCUGGAGUUCCAGGAGGGGAGCAGGGAGCUGGAGGCUGAGCUGGAAGCACAGCUGGGCCAGGCCGAGCAUCGUAUGAAGGACCUGCAGUCUGAGAACCACAGACUCAAGAAUGAGGUUGAAACGAUCAAGGACAAGCUGGAGCAGCAGUACUCUCAGAGCUACAAGCAGAUAUCCAUGCUGGAGGACGACCUCGGCCAAACACGCAGCAUCAAGGAUCAGCUGCACAAAUACGUCAGAGAGCUCGAACAGUCCAAUGAUGACUUGGAGAGAGCCAAAAGAGCUACCAUCGUGUCUCUGGAGAACUUUGAGCAGCGUCUGAACCAGGCCAUCGAGAGGAAUGCCUUCCUGGAGAGUGAGCUGGAUGAGAAGGAGUCUCUCCUGGUCAGUGUGCAAAGAUUAAAGGAUGAAGCCAGAGACUUGCGGCAGGAGCUGGCCGUCCGAGAGAGGCAGUCAGAUGUAACCAGGAUGUCCGCUCCAAGUUCGCCCACACAGGACAAUGUGAAGAUGGACACUGCGGUGCAGGCCUCUCUCUCUCUCCCUGCUACCCCACUGAGCAAAGAUCUGGACAAGGCCUUUGCCAACCCAGCAGUGCUAUCAAAUGGCUAUGGCAGCAACUCGCCCUUGACUCCCUCUGCCAGGAUAUCAGCCCUCAACAUCGUCAGUGAUUUACUCCGGAAAGUAGGGGCUCUGGAGUCGAAGCUUGCCGCUUGCAGGAACUUUGCCAAGGACCAGAGAGCCAGGAAGGCGUACGCUCUCGACAACAGCAACGUGCUCAACGCAAACACGGCCAACUACUCGCAAUCACUCCAUACAUCAUAUUUCGACAAAGCGACAGAGAUGGUCACAUUCCCUGCAUUGUUUCUGGCAGGACCGUGAACGGACUGAAACCUGGUACCCUGACAGCCAUCACCGCCCCUCCUGCUGCCUCCUCCCCAGGCUUAGUGCCCCUCAUUGUGUGACGGUAACCCCCCCGCCCGCCCGCCCAAACACACCCGUCCUGCAAAUUGGAAAAUCACAUCUUAAAAGACAAGGCUCCGGACAAAGAGAGAACACAAAUGGCUAAUACUAUAAAACUUUGUCCUCUCCUCGUCUUCUCACGCUCUCUGUUGCCUCGACACUUGUGCUUCGUUCCUGCUGUAAUUAGAGGUCCCUGUGUGUAUAUUUCAUGUGUUACUGUAUCUGCUGUUUGCUCACUAGCUUGUACAAAGAUGGUGCCCCAUCUGCUCUUGACACAUUUACAGAUCCCUAGAAAUGUGUGCACUAUAUCAACAAAAAAAGGGAAAUAUUAUGCAAUUAAAAGGUGUUCUUAGCUGCAAAUUUUGACGACAUGGAUAACACAGAUAGAACUUUUCUUUUUCCACUAAUUUAACUAGCAAUAACUUCAAGUAAUGCAACAGUUAAGGGCACUCGAAUCCACUGCUGAAACCAUGAAUGGGAAAUAACAGGGUUAAUGGGUUGGCACAUGUGCAGAUGUCCUGGAUAAUUGUGUGCCACAUGGCCAAUGUCUCCAUCAAUUAUUGAUGUUUCAAAAUGUCCCAACACGUGAGCCUCCCAGGCUGAUGUUUUAAACAUUACCUCUGGUGUCUCGGGAAGGAUUCGCAUGAUUAACUGUUAUCUCGUGACCCCAGUUUUUAGUGCUUUUCGUUUCUAUUUGGUUUCAAAGCUGUCUGAAAAAAGGGAAGGGGAGUCUUUGUGUCAUUGCAGUGAGUCAAACACACCAUCUGUCCUCUGAACUAUGUGACAUGAUGUGUACAGUAUUGGUCAUAUUGAUCGUUAUUUAUAGACGGCCAUUUAAGUGGUGCUGUCGUAGUGCUCAGACCAGUUAACCAGCAUUCCUGUAUUCGGUAGUCGAAGUGUUUUGUCUGCAUUUUGUUUUGAUUUAUUACACAACACAUUUUCAGUACUGUACACGAUGAGCAAGUGAAGCACUUUGACCUCAUGUGAACUUACUUUAUUUUUUUUCCCAUUUUCAAAGUGCAAUAUUGCCUGUUUUGUUACAGUUUGUGGUUUUAAUUUAUUUCAGAUUUCUUUUUACGGCAUGUUUUAAUAAAAGAUGCAAUUCCA
Molecule: messenger RNA, 2343 nt
Organism: Siniperca chuatsi (mandarin fish)
Lineage: Eukaryota; Metazoa; Chordata; Actinopteri; Centrarchiformes; Sinipercidae
Gene: ndel1a
Product: nudE neurodevelopment protein 1-like 1a
Exons: 10
Coding region: 169-1155 (328 amino acids)
Biological process (GO): centrosome localization; regulation of neuron projection development; mitotic centrosome separation
Cellular component (GO): kinetochore; centrosome; kinesin complex
Molecular function (GO): microtubule binding
Source: RefSeq, a predicted model, not a curated record